UUUAUCGCCACUAUGGCGUCAGCCGUGAUCAAAUUCAGUGCCAUAUUGAUGCUCAUCGCCGUGUGUGCUGCUGAUGUGUCCGAACUUCCAGAGGCUAAAAGCAACGCGCAGCCGGUCACAGAUGUAUGCUUGGGCUGCAUCUGCCAGGCCGUGUCAGGCUGCAAGGUCGGCACCAUGUGUGAAGGUGACCACUGCGGGCUGUUCCACAUCACCUGGCCGUACUGGGCUGAUGCUGGCAAGCCUACCAUCGAUGGGUUGAGUGUGGAUCAUCCUGACGCAUAUUCGAGCUGUACUGUCAACCCCUACUGUGCUGCAGCCACCGUCCAAGGAUACAUGAGGAAAUUCGCUCAGGACUGCAACGGCGACGGAGUGGUGGACUGCUACGAUUACAUGGCGAUCCACAAGAAGGGCGGGUACGGAUGCGCAGGAGAGCUUCCGUUCAACUACGUGAAUACGUUCAAGCAAUGUUUGGCUAUCGUCGCGCAGCAGCAGGGUUAAUAUGAGAGGAUCUCGUGAUAUUGGAAUGGCAGAGGGUUCAAGUCGACUAUCCGUCCAAAUUUAUAACAAAAUCUCAAUCCUCGCCUUCGGCCUUUGCAUUUCAGUUUCUUGACUUUAUAAAAAAAUAUCUAAGAGGAAGAGCUAGGUGCUCUUCCAUUUUUAAAUUAACAUACUGUUCUUUAAUUUAAAAUGAAAAAAGUUAAAUUUGGAUCAUCUGAAAAAUGUUACAAAUUGUACAUACUCUUACUUUGUCAAUCAUAUUUUUAUUGUAUGGGGUUUAAGUUUACAUACACAUUCCUUUGAAAUAAAUUUAUAAUAACAAUACCUUACCUCUUAAUAAGUGGUAAGAAUUCUAUUUUAAACGAUUUCUUGCCGUUUGCAUCCAACAAAAACUAAGUGGAACGAUCAUCCUCUGCCUCGUAAAACAUGAAUCUCGUAGUAGCAUUUUCCGCUAGAUAUUUCCGAAUAGAGUAAGAUAAUAUACUAGAUAUUAGUAUCUACCUAACUUAUAAUCACAUAUAUGUAUUUGAAAUAACUGUGUUCAUUUAUUAUCAAAUAUUAUUUAAAAUUAAGCAAAUGAAAAGUUUUAUAUGGCAGAAAAAAAUUGUUGUUAUUGAAAAUUGUCUUACGCAGAACGUAUAUUUAAAUUUUCCAUUUAUUGUACCUAUCCAUAAUUCAGGGAAAUUACUUUUCUCAUAUAAAUUUAAACUUCAAUUUUGGCAGUAUAAAAAAAAACUAGUCUUUAGGUAAUUAUAUUAAAAUAUUUAAUUAGAUACUUACAGAAAACACGAAAAUGCUCAACAUGGAUAUUUAUACCUACAUAGUGUACUUUUAGGUAUGUUUUACAAUUUCAU
Messenger RNA from Amyelois transitella, 1352 nucleotides. RefSeq names its product lysozyme. NCBI's taxonomy places the organism in Eukaryota, Metazoa, Arthropoda, Insecta, Lepidoptera, Pyralidae. Gene Ontology annotation, molecular function: lysozyme activity. The coding region runs from base 13 to 498 and encodes 161 amino acids. The record is from RefSeq and is a predicted model, not a curated record. The transcript has 4 exons.